UUUUUAUCAUGAUAAUAUUGUUGACCAUGUGCAAUGUGAGAUGAGCUGUGAGCAGUUUUAAAACUAAUUUUAACUGAUUUCGCAAGUUUAAUUGCACGUAUAAGUUUAUGUAUGUGAAUACUGUUUUGUCAAUUAUAUAAAUUUAAAUCAAAAUGAACUCCUUUAGAGAAUGUAUCACAUUACAGUUUGGAAAUUAUUCAAAUUUCAUCGGAACGCAUUUCUGGAAUCUACAGGAAGCCAGUUUUAGUUACGAUGAAAAUAUUCCAAAGCCGUUAGAAGUAUGCCAUGACGUUCUUUACAGAGAAGGAUCAAAUUUAAUGGGUGAGGUGACGUUUACACCUCGUCUGUUGUGUGUUGAUCUUAUGAAUAGUUUUUAUCAACUUCCAAAAGUGCAUAAAGGUCUAUAUGAACCUGAUAAUAAUGAACUUCAAGACAAUGAAGAAUGUUCAUCUAAUAAAAUUGAAACGAUUCAAGAAGAAAAAAUUGUUCCUAAUGAAUUUUUAUUGGACUUGGCUGAAGAAGAAAAAUGUUUAAAAGAUGGUGAUAAUAAAGAAAUAAGCGUUUCAGAAAAAGUUUACGAUUUGGAUGAAACAGUAAAGCUAUGGUCAGAUUACCUGAAAGCUCGUUUUCAUCCGAGAACAAUUACGACUGUUAGUGAGUACAAACACAAUGAUCCGAAUCGCACAUUUGAUAAUUUCGCACAAGGCACUGCAUUGUGGGACUCAUAUGAAAUGAAAGAAACUUGGGUCGAUAACUUACGAUUAUAUGCUGAAGAAUGCGAUUACUUACAGGGAUUUCAUGUCAUGAUGGACUCUCUAAAUGGAUUCGGUGGUUUGUCUUGUAAGGCACUUGAAUAUUUAAAAGACGAUUAUUCAAAUAAAGCGGUCAUUGCUAUGCCGGUAAUGUCAGUCAAUCAGAUUUGCGAAGAAAAAAAUAUAGAUCUAUAUGCAGUAAACACUGCAUUGUUAUUCUCGUCGCUUUUUGAACAUUCGAAUAUAUUCAUUCCAUUGACUACCUCUUACGGUGGUUGGACAAAAAGUUUGUCCAAUCUUAGUUUAGAACAUAUUUCAUACAAAAGCCACUUAGACUACAAUACGAGUGCUAUAUUAGCUUCGGCUGUGGAUACGUUUUCGUUAGGAUACAGAAGACGUUCUCAAUGCAAGUCUAUGAAUGACAUAUGCACAAAAUUAACUCCGAUAGGGCGAAAAGCGGUCAGUGCUUCUGUACAAAUGCCUCUCGGAUUCCAUUUCAAAUCCAAUUUAAUGGAUUACCUGGAAAAUGCAAAACUACCGUUAUGGCAACCUAUUUCACCAAAGUGUACAACAGACUUGUCUGUCGCACAGUUAAUUGUUUUAAGAGGAUUAAAUGAAAAGAAGCUCUAUGCUAGUAAUCUUAUAAAGGAUUCGAAAAAUGCUUCUCAUCAUUGCUCUUCAACCAAUGAGAUGUUAAAACUUUUUUUGACAUAUUGCGAUCAAGUGAGAGCAACUGAAGUGUUAGGAUUCGAAUCUCCGCUAGAAACAAUAGCGCCGUUCCCUAACAUAUUUUCCCAGUAUAUUAAUCAAGAUGGAUUUUUAACAGAUACUACCAGACCAUCGACCUCAGUGGUUGCAAAAAGCACAGUCAUUAGUGGUUUGCACAACAGUAAUUCAAUGGGAAAUAUGAUUGUGGAAUUAAAAAAAGACUCUGAUAAAGUUAAAGGUUCAAAAUUGAGUCAGAUGUUUGACAGCAGUAUCGAUUUAGUGGAUUUCAAUGAAUGUCUUGAAAAUUUGUUAGUUUUAAGUGAUAAUUAUUCAACAAAUGAUUGUUUAUAGAAGAACACAUAAUUCAAUGUAAUUUAAGUUAAAAAUUGUUUUUUAUUUCAUUUAGCUUUUUUUAAUUUUUUACUUGAAUUUCACUGUCUUCACAUAAGUCUGUAUACCUCAUUUCAAGAUGAUAUUCUAAACAUAAUUAAACUUAAGUUUAUAAAUUCUUUUUUUUUUUGUAUUAUCAUCCUCAGAUUUCCUCCCAUCAAUCUGCUAACUUACAACAUUUCUUGCUUUUCUAAAUUCUAAUUUUAAUUAAGUCUUGUUUACCUCUUUUUAAUUACUUUUGGUUAGUAUUA
Messenger RNA from Adelges cooleyi (spruce gall adelgid), 2101 nucleotides. RefSeq names its product protein misato (gene mst). Gene Ontology annotation, cellular component: cytoplasm. Gene Ontology annotation, biological process: mitochondrion distribution. Lineage: Eukaryota; Metazoa; Arthropoda; Insecta; Hemiptera; Adelgidae. Bases 153 to 1811 code for a protein of 552 amino acids. The transcript has 8 exons. The record is from RefSeq and is a predicted model, not a curated record.